Messenger RNA from Passer domesticus (house sparrow), 3050 nucleotides. It is a transcript of the gene SLC15A1, whose product is annotated as solute carrier family 15 member 1. NCBI's taxonomy places the organism in Eukaryota, Metazoa, Chordata, Aves, Passeriformes, Passeridae. Gene Ontology annotation, biological process: dipeptide import across plasma membrane. The record is from RefSeq and is a predicted model, not a curated record. Gene Ontology annotation, cellular component: plasma membrane. The transcript has 24 exons. Bases 266 to 2419 code for a protein of 717 amino acids. Gene Ontology annotation, molecular function: dipeptide transmembrane transporter activity.
GUUUGUUAGCCUUCAGAGGAACUCCUCAAGGAGGAACUCCUCAAGGGUUAUUGGAUGGAGUAUUUCAAGCCCCAGGCAGAUACCAGCAUCAGCUGGUACCAAGUGAACCAUAAAGGAAAAGGAGGUGCAAGGAAAGAAUCGGACAGACUAAGCUACAACCUUUAACUGAGCAAUAUGUGGAAUGGUCCCUCCUGUGGAAGGAUCAUUACAGUAGGAACACACAGCCUGGGAGGUUCCUGCAGGACACUGUUGAUAACUUUUGGACAUGGCUGGUGGAAGAGUCAUUAAGGGUGGUAAAACUACUGGCAAGUCGGUGCUCUGCUUUGGCUUCCCUUUGAGCAUUUUCUUCAUCGUCAUCAAUGAGUUCUGCGAGCGGUUCUCCUACUAUGGCAUGAAAGCUGUGCUCACUUUGUAUUUCUCACGUUUCCUACACUGGGAAGACAACUUUGCCACUGCCAUCUACCAUACAUUUGUUGCUCUGUGUUACUUGACGCCAAUCCUUGGAGCAAUCAUUGCGGACUCUUGGCUGGGAAAGUUUAGGACCAUUCUCUACCUGUCCAUUGUUUAUGCAAUUGGGCAGGCAGUGCUGUCUGUGGGCUCCAUAAAUGACCUGACGGAUCACAACCAAGAUGGCUUUCCCGAUGCUAUCGCAGUGAACAUUGCUUUGUCCGUUGUUGGCUUGAUCCUUAUUGCCUUGGGUACUGGUGGGAUCAAACCAUGUGUGUCAGCAUUUGGUGGAGAUCAGUUUGAAGAUGAUCAGGAAAAGCAAAGAGGUACCUUCUUCUCUCUCUUUUAUUUGUCCAUUAAUGCUGGAAGUCUCUUAUCUACUUUAAUCACUCCAACUAUCAGAGCUUCACAGUGUGGCAUUCAUAGCAAACAGGAAUGUUACCCGCUCGCUUUUGGAGUUCCUGCUAUCCUCAUGGCUGUUGCCUUGGUUGUGUUCGUAAUUGGAAGCAAAAUGUACAAGAAAGUUAAACCACAAGGAAACGUAAUGCUUGAAGUUUUCAAAUGUGUUAGAUUUGCCAUCAGAAACAAGUUUCGUCAUCGAAGCAGGGGACACCCCAAGAGAGAGCACUGGCUGGACUGGGCAAGUGAGAAGUAUGAUAAACGACUGAUUGCUCAGAUAAAGAUGGUGUUGAGGGUGCUUUUCCUUUACAUCCCUCUCCCCAUGUUCUGGGCAGUUUUUGACCAGCAGGGGUCAAGAUGGACACUGCAAGCCACAGCAAUGAAUGGGGAUUUUGGUUUUCAAAUUCAACCAGACCAAAUGCAGAUUGUGAAUCCAAUCCUGAUUGUUGUAAUGGUCCCAGUUGUAAAUUCUGUGGUUUAUCCUUUAAUCAAGAAAUGCAAGCUGAAUUUUACGCCCCUGAAGAAGAUGACUGUGGGGAUGUUCCUUGGCUCUAUGGCUUUUGUUGCUGCUGCCCUUGUGCAAGUGCAAAUAGAUAGGAGCAAUCCAGUUUUCCCUGCAGCUGGGCAAGCUCAAAUUAAAUUAAUAAAUCUGGGUGCUGUUCCUGCAACAGUUCAAUUCCAGCCUCAACUUCAGACUGUGAAUCUAACACCUAAGGAAGAGACUGGCUACAUGACAUUUGAGACUUCUAAGCUGCAAUCAUUAGACAUAAUUUCUGCAAAUCAAAAUAAAACUGAGCAUUUGGAGCUGCAGGAGGGACAGCGCUACACUUUGGCAUUUAAAUGGGUUCCAAUGGACAUCAAUUAUACUUGGAUAGAGGACAAUGUCACAUCAAAACCAACAGAUGGAAGAAGUCUUGUCAGGUUCAUAAACAAUUUCAGUUUUACUGUCAAUGUUACUAUGGAUGACAUGGUUUUUGGAGAACUGGAUCCUCUUUCUGUCACUAAUUACACCGUCAUUCCAAAUCCAGGCUGGUCAUAUACAAUUAGGGCUUCAACGCCUCAAUACACUUGUACAGUUGGUUCAAAGGAAUUUGGAUAUGGUGGUGUCUAUACCAUUUCACUUGAUGAUUGUGUUGAAAAGAAACUUAUCAUUACACACUUUGAAGAUAUUGCACCAAAUACAGUCCAUAUGGCUUGGCAGAUCCCUCAGUAUUUUCUUCUUACAUGUGCAGAAGUGCUGUUCUCUGUCACUGGGCUGGAGUUUUCAUACUCACAGGCCCCGUCUAACAUGAAGUCAGUGCUGCAGGCAGGAUGGCUGCUGACUGUGGCUGUUGGUAACAUAAUUGUCCUUAUUGUGGCUGGGGUAUCUGCAAUCCAACAGCAGUGGGCAGAGUAUGUGCUGUUUGCUGCCCUGCUGUUGGUAGUUUGCAUCAUUUUUGCUAUCAUGGCUUCUUUUUAUACCUAUAUUGAUCCCAAUGAGAUUGAAGCUCAGUUCAGCAAGGAAGAAAAGGAAGAAGACAAGAAGGAUCAAGACAGCAAUGAAAAGAAAACUGAAACUGAUUCUCGACUGUAAAAGCUGUAUUCAAGGAGUGUUUGUAAAUCAUGGAAUCGAGGAAAUCCCACUCAUUCUCCUGCAGUCAGAGGAAUCAGGGUAUCAGUAAUAACACCUCUGGUUUACAUGCCUUGUGGAAGACAUUAAGCAAAACUGGUUUAACUUAAAGUGCAGCCUCUCUAGGGAAGCAACAGGAAAAUAUUGUUCUCUCUUGUACUGAAUGUGGUGUCCUGAAGAAACUCCAGCAGAAGUUGCACUCUUAAUGUACCUCAAUCUUAUAUAAAUAUUAUAGCAUUAUAAUAUUGAAAUUAGACUUGGAAGUUUUGGACCCUUUGAAAAGAUGUAUUUUUAUACUGUACUUCAAUUUUAUAUUGUGAAAGAAACAAGACUUUUUCAAGGAACAGCAAUUGAAGCCAAGCUCUCUGCCUGAUCUCUAGCAUCACUGUUACUUGAAAACAGCAGGUCACACGUGCCUUAAAUUCUUUUGUACUUCCUUAUAGAUAAUGGGAGCAAAGCUCUGGCAGUGAUCAGAUUAAAAUGUUGUCCGUGUUCCAAGUGGCAGUAACUUGGAUGUGCACUGUAAUAUAAUGCUUUAUCUGCCUGUUAACUACCCAUUUAACUCCUGUUAUGUCUUUAGUUAAUAUUAGAAGUG